UGUACUUUGAAAUUGCUGUUCUAAAAAAGCUAUUAGUAGUUUGAUUCAGCUGUUUAUAUGAAAUAUUCUUUAUUUCUGACCAAAUGAAAUAAUUUACAUAUUACAUUGAUAUUAAAAUUAGUUGAUCAAUCGUUUAAUUCGAGUAGACGUGGCGAACAGACCUGUCGUGGAACGGGAUCAGCACUAAUUAAGGUCCCCGCAUGUUUUUAAUGCUACUAUACACAUCGACUGAGAAAUAGGUUAGAGUUAGUUUGGAGUCAGGCUAGGGAUGGAGACUAAAUACUCCAUGGGUUAGGGUAUAUAGUACAACGCUUAGUGUACUCAAUAUAUAAUCGUCUACUGGCUCUCACAAUUUCACAUAAAGAAUCUUCAAAUACAUUUUUAUUUUGUUUAUCCACGCUAUAUUGUUCUAGACAGUAUUGUCAGGGUUAGAUUUAUAUUUUGAAGUUCAUCUUGAUCUCGUAAUCUCCAGAAUUGCAUGAACACUUUUAUGUAGUAUAAAUGCAAAAUUCAAGUUUUUGAUUUAGUUAUUUAUAUUAGAUCAAUUUUUAUACAUUUGUUAUAUCAAGCAGUGAAAAUGUUGAGUAUGUUAAGAUAUUGCAAGAGCAGAAUAGCAUUUUCUGUUCAGACAAAAAUUAUCCCUCGGAAGUAUAUGACAGUUUCAGAAAAAGUGGAAAUGUUAUUGAAGCAACGAGAUCAUGUUCCACACACUUACAAACUCAUAUAUAGAGAUCUAAAUCAUACAUUUGUAGGAUUUUCAUACCAUGGACUGAAUUUUUUAACUUAUAUAACAUUAACUUCAUUGGCAUACAUGUGGUACAAUGAUAUACCUAUGCAAAAAAAUUCACAUCAUUUUGCAUUAUCCAAGACUCCUAUUGAACAAGUUAUUGUAUCUAUUGGUAUAUGUAGCCUUGUUUAUAUAUCAUACUGGCUUCGCCAAAGAUUUGUUCUUAGACUCUAUUUCAGUGAGAAAGCACAAAACUAUAAAAUGAUUUUUAUUGGCCGAGUCCCAUUUAGUUAUGAACACAUGGAAUUUCCUGCAAAAUCUGUAAUAUUUGCAACACCAAAAGAUUCAGCAUUUCCAUGGAGAAAUACAAUAUUCAAAAUAAACAAUCGUAAAGUAUAUUUAUUUGAAGAUAACUUUAGAACAUAUUCUGACUUCUUACAUAUGCUUAAACCUGGAGAGGAAUGUACCUUAGAAUAAUUAUUUAUAUGCAGUAUCUAAAUGUUUACAUAUAAAUUGUAUUUUGUGAAUUAUUUAAAUAAAUCAAACCUCUCAUAAUUUGAUAUGUAAGUUAUAUUAUUAAAAUCCUAACAAUAGCAAUGAAAAAUUGUAAUAUUUUUAAAUAAAGAAGUUAUC
This is a messenger RNA of Phymastichus coffea, 1360 nucleotides long. RefSeq lists its product as uncharacterized. The coding region runs from base 578 to 1204 and encodes 208 amino acids. NCBI's taxonomy places the organism in Eukaryota, Metazoa, Arthropoda, Insecta, Hymenoptera, Eulophidae. The transcript has a single exon. The record is from RefSeq and is a predicted model, not a curated record.